Molecule: messenger RNA, 3730 nt
Organism: Westerdykella ornata
Lineage: Eukaryota; Fungi; Ascomycota; Dothideomycetes; Pleosporales; Sporormiaceae
Product: Rxt3-domain-containing protein
Exons: 3
Coding region: 227-3481 (1084 amino acids)
Source: RefSeq, a predicted model, not a curated record
CUUCACUCUUCACUCUCCUUCCCUCGAGAGCUGCAAGCAUUUCUCCUCUGCUCCGCCUAACAGUACUCUUUCUUCUUCCUACACCACUAUCCGUACCCUUCCGCACUCUGCCCCCCCCGCAACCAUGACAGCCCUCCAGUGCCGCUGCUAAAGUCCUUUCCUCCUCCCUCCACUCGCCUGUCCUUUCCUGCCUCUGCCCAUACCAAAAAUCGCAAACAGCACAGAAAUGGACUCACGCGCUCCCCACCCCUACCCCCGGGCCCCUUCCGAACGCACUCUGAUACACAACCCGAACCAUCCUCCUCAGCAGCAGUCGUUGCAGUCGUCGCAGUCGUCGCAGGCACCUCCUCCCCCUCCGCCGCCGCCAUCCUUCGCCGGAUACCCUCCUGCGUCCCAGCCGCAGCCGACUGUGCACGCUGCCUUCACCGCCGAUCCCUAUCCCUCGCCGCGACGCGACCCUUUCCUACCCGGAACAGCCCACCAUGCCCGCAGAAGCAGCUACGGGAUCAACGUGGGAGAAGGGCCACAUCAACACCCCGACGACAGACGCCCUGGUUGGGGAAAUACAGCAGCAACAGUCCAGGGAGCUCAAGCUUCCCACCCUCCUCACCACCAUGCUCCCCAUCCUCCUCCCCCCGGUCACCAACCCGGCCCUCCACCUCCUCCAUCCAUGAGCAACGCGCAAAACGUCCCUAGACAGCCGCUCUACGGCUACGACCCUCAUCGUAAACAGUCCGCCGGCGCUGCUGCGAGCCCACCGAGCUCCUUCCGAGGGGAGCUCCCCACGUCACGAGGCUCGCUGCCCUCUCAACGGACCGCCAAAGAUCCGCCGUCGCACGAUCAUCCUCCGCCGCCUCCUCCGCCUCCUCCAUUCUCUCGAUCACACAUGCCGCCGCCGCCAGCUUCGCCGCAGCAGCAACAGAGUCAUGCUCCCCAGGGGCUGCGCACGCCUCUCGCCUUAAAUAAUCUUGGAGGACCGCGAGAUCCGCCCGGGCUAGGUCCAGGACAUCGGCCAGGAAGCAGCAUGUCCAUCUCAUCCAUUAUCGGCAUUGGUGACACCGGUGCACCCCCUCAUAACACACAGUCACAUUCGUCACCUCCUGGUGGCCCCACCAAUCCACCCUCAUCAUCCCAUCCCAGUGGUAUGCAGCCACCAUCACCUAGACGAGGCCUUCCGUCUGUAUCCCGAGCAGACUUGCCGCCUUUCCGGCGACAACCUUCUCCCGAUCGACACAUGUACUCCAACCCUGCUUCACGACCAUCCGAGGGGUAUGGUUAUCCUGCUGGCUCGCCCCCGCGGCCGCACAACACCCUUGGCUCUCCUGACCAAGGUCGCCCCGCAUCGCAUCAGACGCCACAACCGUACAAGCCCAUGGUCUUUCAGGAGGCGCGCCCUUACGGUUCUUCGCCAAAUGAGGCACAUACAAGGGGUCGUCGGGAAUCACCCGCUGGAGCUCCCCCUCGACCCAGUAGCCAGCCACAAGAACCUGCAGGCCAUGUCGCCCAAGGUUCGAGGUCACUUUAUGGCGCCUUUGGCAGCGGCGGCGGCAGCCGCAACGCCUACGGCCCCUUCGAAGAGCGUCGACGCACGCUCGGUGAAGCUCAACACAGCAGGCCGAACGUGGCGGAGAUACUAGGUCCCUCGCAGCAAGCUUCUGGCGACCGUGACCGUGCGGUGACAGUACAGCCCUUGUCGCAUGCCGUCUUCAGCCCGCCUCGUGAUUCCCGUACCGCCUCCGCGUCGACUCAAUCUCCGCGGAGCCAUUGGCGCCAUUCCGCACCGGAGGCUACCGCGCCCGAAAUGACUGAGACGCGGCGGGAAGAGCCGUCUCCGUUGUAUCGAGGCUAUGGAGGUUACUCUGGACCGUCACAAGGGUCCCAUCCAUACGGCCACCAUGCUGCCGAGGAAAUGGUUCGCGGUCGGAGUCUGGACCAUCUGAAUCAUCGUGUCGUGGAGCAAUAUCAUGCUCCUCCUACAUCGGACCCGCACGCUAAUGAGCGCCAGAAGUCCGAACAGCUCACGCGUUCUCUGUCUUCCGGGGGAAUCGCCUACCCAGGGCGAACUCCCUACGAGCAGGGCAGAAGGAUUGGAGAUGAGGUGCAAAACAGACAUAUCUUGGCUCUCGGGCCUGAAGCAAACCGUAGGACCGGUCGUGCAUCUCCGCUACCGCAGGCUGUUCAAGGGGCGCAGGCGCAGCCUGUUUCCAUCGGCAAGGAUCCUGGUAUUAAAAGCGAAUUUGGCCGCAUGUUUUCCGGUUUGGGCAGUGGACUCGGCAGCUCCACGCCGUCCAGGCAGAGCCCCAUGCCCCACGGCCCUCACGGCGGACCGGAAAACAUGCCCUCUACUUUGGACUUUGACCUGCGACUUCAGAGAGUCAAUUCGCAAAAUGGCAGGAAACCCAAGAGGGUCAAGGAUGAAGAAGGCGGAAUGGAUACUGAAGGCGCGGAGGGAAGGGGGACCCCUUCAGGGCGCGGGUCCAAACGCAACAAGAGCAGCCACGCGGGACAUCAUCACCACCAUCAUGUCUAUGUACAUCACCAUCAUCACGUCCCUCAUCGAGCGGAAGAGGAGGGUCCGCUGCACGUGGCACCAAAGAGUACUACGCCUUUGAAUGGCGCGAGGUAUCCGAAUCUCCCUCUGAAUGGAGCCCCUUCACAUCACCAUCACCACCAUCACGCCGCACCGCACCACCAUCACCACGCACCGCGAGCUAGCCAGCCGGUGCAGCUUCCGUCGCCCAAGCUCGCCGCGAAAGUGCAUGAUAUCAAACCCGUCUUGGAUGAAGCGGCACGGUACCCACGCCACCACCUAGGAUCCUACCUCUACGAGGCUGUGCCUGUUCUUCCCAAGCCCAAUUCGGCAGUGGAUGAAGUAUUCCACUUUGCGUCCAAGCCCAAACCAUUGCCAGCCUUCAACCGGAACCCGAUCAACUGCAUCGUCACGUGCCGAAUUCCACGGUACUAUCUGAAGUCUCGCCAGAGGCAGCAGAUUGUCCUGCAACGGCAUCUCUGGGGGGCCGGAGUCUACCGCGAUGACUCGGAUCCGCUUGCGGUUGCGAUACACUCUGGGUGGAUCCGGGGGGAGUGGGAUGAAAGCGUCGACGUGAAGCUGCUGGACCCUCGAAUUACAGCACCGAAUGACCCGGCGGACGUCGAGGAUCAGCUUAUGAAGAAGCCGGCGGCUCCUGUGACGCCGCCAGUUGACAUGGAACUUUAUAUCGAUCUCCUGAUUUUGCCUCGUCUAGAACAGUAUGAGAAGAGCGUCGAGUAUGGGAUCAGUAGCAGGAAGAGCACGACGCACGACGGGCUCAGCUUCAUGAUCCAUUCCAUCCGAUGGGUGGACGAAGGCUUGGGGACUCGGGGACAGGAACGCACUGCUGAGGCGCUGAAGAAGCGGCUGGAGGCCAGUCGAGCACUCUUGAGUCUGACCAGGGGAGGGGAUGUACGAAGAGCGAACGAAACGACAGCGUUGCAUGCUUGAUUGAGUUGAGAAGGCAUUUAUUUCAGACGAUGUCACAGGUAUCUGGGCGGCUCAUGGUUGUGUGGUUAGCAGCGGAUUUCGGUUCUGGUGGGGUUAGCAUGUUUGUUUUUUAUAUACCCAUAGUCGACGCAGUUUUAGAUGUGAAGGCGCUGGCAAUGUCAUUAACAAAAUAUCCCCGAAUCGUAUAGUAUUUGGUAAAUAAGGCAGGAGCACGGAACCGAGUAAUGGAUCAUCUAUCGCCAAAGCAAU